AUGAAUGCUUGGGGAAAUGAAGGCGAUGAUGCCAUGGGUCCAAGUGUAUCGCUUUAUAAAUACAUAUUUAAACCUCCUCCUAAUAUCUGCAUGACGAAGGAAUGCUUGCGCUCAGCUGCAAACCUAGCGCUCUCAAUUGACAAGACUGCACAUCCUUGUGAUGAUUUCUACCAGUACAUGUGUGGUAACUGGCCGAAAAAUCAUCCAAGACCUGACGAAUACAUAUCGUUCGAUUGGUUCUCCGAUCAGGAGACGAGAGUGUACGCGGCAGUCAGGGACUUCCUUGAGGCGGAUGAUCCUAAUUUAUAUAAGAAACCCAAACCCGUGCAACAAACAAAGAUAAUGUACGAGGCUUGCAUGGAUGUCAAAACAUUGGAAGAGCGUGGAUUAGAACCUGUGAUGAAAAUGUUAGACGAAAUAGGACUUCCACAUUUCCCUACAAUUAUUAAUGCCACAGCCGAGGAUCUCAACAACUACACGUUUGACUGGGUGGACGCCGUAAUCAAAAUUAAAAAGAAACUUGGAAUGGACGUUCUUGUUGGUUUUGAUAUUUUUUUCGAUUCAAACAACUUUACUAAUGAUAAAAUAUUGAUCGGUGCGCCUGAAGUCACGCAUCCUUUUCCAAGUAUGUACGGAAACGUGAUAUUUAAAAGAAAUAAGAAACGAAGAUAUUCAGAUAUUUUAAAAUCGAUAGCACCGUUGCAAACCCCAAACAUUGAACGUCAAGUACCAACCAAAAAAGAGGAUGAAGAAGAAAAAGAGAAAACUGAAAAAUUUUACGUGGAACUGAUGAAAUAUUUUAUUGAAGAGGAAUCAAAAGUUAGGAAUUUUAGUAAAUUAUUAAACGACCGUUUUCUAGAAGUAGCAAAUAUUUAUAAUGAUUUAAAUGAAGAUAUGAACGAUAUGAUGUCGUACAAUGAAACUGACGAAACAGAGCCUUACGAGACAGAAGAUUACACAGUGGAUCAAAUCCAGAAUAUCACAGACUUAAUUGUAGCACAAACCAAUGGUACUACAAUACCAAUAUGGAAAAGAUAUUUUGAAGGUAUUUUCACUGUAAAAGAUGAAAAAUUAGAUUUUGCAAAGGAAAAAAUUUCAAUAAAUCAACUUGAUUUAGAAUAUUUAUGCUUGAUGGCGGCUUACGUGUCCAAAACACCGCCAAUACAAUUAGAGCUCUACAUUUGGAUGAAGGUUAUAGAAGUGUUAACAGCAGAUACUACACAGACUUUGUACCAGUUGUUCUUAAAGAUUUACCCAACCGAUAUUGUAGCGGCCCGAAGUCUGCGAUGUGCUAAUGCUGUUAAUGACAUGCUAGGGAUGGCUGUCGCAUAUGCUAUUGCCGAACCAGACUUCAUUAGUGUUGUCAAACCUAAGAUACAAGUAAUGCUAAAAAAUCUGAAAGGCGCUUUAGCUCAAUUAAUAGGCAAAACAAAAUGGAUGGAUGACAACACUAAGUUAAAAUCUUACAGAAAAAUAAUAGAAAUGAAAACUCUAAUAGGUUUCCCUGACUGGUUACUUGAAGAAGGACAACUUGAGUCUUAUUACAAGGGAAUAGAGGUUAAUAAAAAGACUCAUUUAGAAAAUAUGAUUAGUAUAGCUCAAAUGGAAAUUAAAGCUAAGAUGGAUGACUAUAGACAAACUAGACCAAAUAUAUGGUACAUUGAUCCUACCGUGGUUAACGCUUAUCAUGUCUUCGCAACGAAUACAAUAACUGUGCCUAUGGUGAUAUUACAAUAUCCAUUUUAUGAUUUGGGUCUAGAUUCCUUAAACUAUGGUUCGUUGGGGACAAUAAUUGGACAUGAAAUAACUCAUGGCUUUGAUAACUUAGGACGACUUUACGAUAAAGAUGGCUAUUCAAAGAACUGGUGGUCAAAUGAAACGGUGGAUUCGUAUCAGAAUGCAACUGAAUGUUUGGUCAAACAAUAUUCAUCAUUUAACAUACCUGAAUUGGGGAAAAACAUAGACGGUCACAGAACGCUGGGUGAGAACAUAGCUGACAACGGUGCUAUCAGACAAGCAUUCACAGCUUUCGAGCGCCAUCUGCGACGUACCGAACCUGAAGCGAAGCUCCCCGGCUUUGAGGAGUUUAGUCCACAGCAAAUGUUCUUUAUGUCUUAUGGAAAUCUAUGGUGUGGUAUAUCAACAAACAAUUCCUUGAAGGCAAGUUUAGAAGACGAGCAUUCCCCGCUGAAGUUCAGGGUAAAAGGCAGUCUGCAGAACAUCGAACAUUUCGCUCGAACCUGGAACUGUCCUCCUGAGUCCCCUAUGAAUCCUACGAAGAAAUGUGUCAUCUUCUAA
Messenger RNA from Papilio xuthus (Asian swallowtail), 2298 nucleotides. The record is from RefSeq and is a predicted model, not a curated record. Lineage: Eukaryota; Metazoa; Arthropoda; Insecta; Lepidoptera; Papilionidae.